AUGUCCAAUACAACCAGUUACUCGUUGGUGCUAGAAAUAGUCAGAAACAGCACAAGACAGACAAUCAAUGGGUUUGGAGGAGCGUUCACUGAUGCUGCAGGAAUUAACAUUGCCAGCCUACCAUUGGCAGCACAAGAAAAUCUUUUGCAGUCAUACUAUUCUACAGAAGGCAUCCAAUACACUAUUGGUCGAAUACCUAUGGCAAGCUGUGACUUCUCUACACAUCCUUACUCUUAUGAUGAUACAGAUGGGGACUUACAGCUUUCCCAAUUUACUCUUGCUCCAGAGGAUAUAAAAUAUAAGAUUCCCUACAUUCAAAGAGCCCUUACUUUGUCACAAGGCAAAGCUGCGCUUGUUUUUGGCAGCCCAUGGAGUGCUCCAGCCUGGAUGAAAACUAAUAAAAAUAUGACUGGCAAUGGUACACUGAUGGUCAGCCAGGUGGUACAUACUACAAUCCUGGCCAACUACUUUGUUAGGUUUGUCCAGGAGUAUGCCAAGCAUAACAUCUCCCUGUGGGGGCUGACUGCUCAGAAUGAACCAACAGAUGGUAAAAUAUAUAAGUUUCCUUUCCAAGCUAUGGGUUGGACACCAGAAACACAGAGAGAUUUCAUAAAGCUGGACUUGGGACCAGCGCUUCAUGCAAAUGGUUUUCAAGACAUCAAACUGAUGAUUCUUGAUGAUGACAGACUAUUUUUGCCAGAAUGGGGACCAGGGGUUUUGUCAGACCCUGAAGCCAAGAAGUACAUUUCUGGUGUUGCUGUGCACUGGUAUUUAGACACAGUUAUACCACUCAAUGUCCUUGACUUUACACAUGACAAAUUUCCCGACACCUUUCUGUUUGCUACAGAAGCAUGCUGUUACGACUGUAGCGUAUCCUUCAUCGGAUUGUAG
Messenger RNA from Pomacea canaliculata, 891 nucleotides. Its product is annotated as glucosylceramidase-like. The record is from RefSeq and is a predicted model, not a curated record. The transcript is spliced from 7 exons. Lineage: Eukaryota; Metazoa; Mollusca; Gastropoda; Architaenioglossa; Ampullariidae. Gene Ontology annotation, biological process: glucosylceramide catabolic process. Gene Ontology annotation, molecular function: glucosylceramidase activity. The coding region runs from base 1 to 891 and encodes 296 amino acids.